UAGCACACCAAUCCUUCUCGUUACCAUCUUACAUUACUCCUUCAAAAACGCACGUGCCUUUGACCCUUCCGACCGAAGAAGCUUCGGAAAGGUGGCGCUCUGCUUACAAGCCCUAAUCUUUCUUCCUUUCUCGCGCUUUUCAAGCGGGCAAGUAGUGCAGUGAUCGAAGAAUUGCAGCGACAAUUGUAAUUUGGAACCAAGUUCCAAACCCAAUUCACUUAUUCAGUCUUGCUGCGGGGGAUUCUACUUCUCGAAUUAACGAUUUGAAGUAUUAAACCCUAUUUUGAUGCGAAAUACUGCUCGCUUUUAUUCUGUCAGUUAAACUAGCGUACUGUCCAAGUAGUGCAGUUCUCCGAGAUAGGUCUUCGUCCACUUUAAUCUGUGAUCCCAAGAAUUAUGUGGUUAGAUGAUGGUCACUGGAAAUAUGGCACGCCAAUCCUUUUUCUUUAGCCUCGCCGAUACCCAUGUUUUUGCUCUGCCCUUCUUCGUCAAAAUUUAGUGUUUCGGUGGAUGUCAGCUGGCAUAGCUGAGUGCCGUUGCUGGAAUUAAUGCGCUUUGAACAUACAUUAGGGCUUUGAGUUUGGGAUCGAGUUUUGAAAAGUUAACUAGAUCCUAUAUGGGGUUCAAUAAUUCUCUCUUAUCUGAUGAUGCUUUAAUUCUGAUCAUAUAGACAAUUUCUGGCCGCAGGAUGACAGCAGCACAGUGUUUUACUACAGUGGAUACGCUAGAGCAGAAAUUGCAGAUUGAAAGAAGGCUUGGAAGUGUGAAAGCAUGCGAGUAUUUUAAUCUUCUCACAAGAUUUCUUUCUUUCAAGAUUAGCAAGCUCAAAUUUAAUAAGCUCUGCAUAGCAAUUAUUGGGAGAGACAAUGUCCGUCUCCAUAACCAGCUGAUCAGGUCAAUCAUUAAAAAGGCAUGCCUUGCCAAGUUACCCACAAGUAGAAAUGGCAGAGUAGAAUGUUCACUGAGUGUUAAAAUUCCAAAUGGGAAUCAAAAGAGUGAUCUUCAGUCACUAUGCAGAGACUUACUCCAAUCUCCUCGAAAAAUGAGGACGCCAAAUUUACGUGACCGCAGAUUCAAGGAUCGUUCGAGCCCUCAUGGUCCCCAAGGGAAGAACCAUAGCAUUGUAUGUGAAGAUUCUGUCCUUAAAAUUCAUGAGCAGCAAGGUACUGCCGAUCUAUAUUCUGUAGGGAGCAUGCCCCCUCUCUCAGCAGAUGAUGGGGAGGAGGUUAAUCAAGACUCUGGAAGCCCACUCGAUUAUAGCAGGAGUCUGAUUACAGCUCCUCUUGGAAUUCCCACAAACAGAAAAGGAGUUCGAAAAGUUUCCUUUAAUGUAUUAGCAUGUUCUUCGGCCACUAGCACCUGUCAAGACAGCGGUCAACUGCCUGAUACCAGUUCCUUGGUGAAAAGGUUGGAGCAUAAGUUGGAAAUGGAGGGAGUUAAAAUCUGUGUGGAUUCUGCCAACUUAUUGAAUAAUGCUGUUGAUGUUUACCUCAAAAGAUUGAUAAAACCCUGUUUGGACUUAGCUGUUUCAAAAUCAGUUGACAAAAUUGGUGGUCAAAUCCAACAUGGUCUGAGUGGGUCGUCAAAUAAUAGAUAUGUGCAAAAGCCAAGCGAGACUGUUUCUGCAUCUAUUUCUGAUUUUCGGACAGCAAUAGAGUUGAAUCCUGUUAUACUUGGAGAAGAUUGGCCACUACAUUUUGAGAAGGUUUUCUUGCGAGAAUCAGAAGAGUGAGCAGAAAACAGAUUGCAUAGAAUGGAAAAAUAUUUUCUGUACAGAUUUCACGGCUGACUAUUUUAGCUUAACACUUGUAAGAAUCCUUCUUACAGAACAGGAAGAGAUCUCUUUGAUUGACACCUUUUGAUUAUUUGUUCAUUUUUUAUCCAUUAUUAACGAAGCUUAUUUCAGAAGUCAGAACCAAAGUUCUGUUUAUCAGCCUCGAGUGUUAUAGGGUCAUUGUUUCAUUUUAUGGUGGGAUGUCCCAUGGUUUGAGGGGGCGGGGGUGUUGGAUUAUAUCUGUCUGCUUAUAUGAAGUUCUCUUCAGAAUUAGUAUCCAGCAUGGAGCUGUGCUCUUUAGCAUAUUUUCAUUGCAUGGAAAGUGGUCAUGUUUGACCGCUAAACUCCUGGUCUUUGUCAGCUGAUUGUUCAAUGCAGAGAAAGGGAAAACAAGACGAAAAUGUCCAUAUCAACAAAUUCUCCUCGAAUGGUAAUAUAAAUAGACGUUUAGGUAUGUAAUUUACUCACAGUUGCUGAUGAAAAUAGUGAUGAUGGCUGUGUGUAUGGAACAGUUCUCUCCUGCAAUUUGAUCUCCAGUUGGUGA
Prosopis cineraria is the source of this 2318-nucleotide messenger RNA. RefSeq lists its product as uncharacterized. Gene Ontology annotation, biological process: regulation of transcription by RNA polymerase II. Gene Ontology annotation, cellular component: SAGA complex. The transcript is spliced from 2 exons. Gene Ontology annotation, molecular function: transcription coactivator activity. Bases 689 to 1732 code for a protein of 347 amino acids. NCBI's taxonomy places the organism in Eukaryota, Viridiplantae, Streptophyta, Magnoliopsida, Fabales, Fabaceae. The record is from RefSeq and is a predicted model, not a curated record.